Sinocyclocheilus grahami is the source of this 2976-nucleotide messenger RNA. Its product is annotated as T-box transcription factor TBX2b-like. Gene Ontology annotation, biological process: cell fate specification; positive regulation of DNA-templated transcription; regulation of transcription by RNA polymerase II. The coding region runs from base 429 to 2525 and encodes 698 amino acids. The record is from RefSeq and is a predicted model, not a curated record. The transcript is spliced from 7 exons. NCBI's taxonomy places the organism in Eukaryota, Metazoa, Chordata, Actinopteri, Cypriniformes, Cyprinidae. Gene Ontology annotation, cellular component: chromatin; nucleus. Gene Ontology annotation, molecular function: DNA-binding transcription factor activity, RNA polymerase II-specific; RNA polymerase II cis-regulatory region sequence-specific DNA binding.
GGAUCAGAGCAGGAAGGGGAUGUGAGAUAGUUACAGUUGUACAGUGGACAGGGCAAGAUCUAACCAUUUCAACUCCGUGUCUGCGUAGAAUGACUGUGCUUGAAUGGACAUCCGCAUCGAAAGAGUAAUCUUUUUAUGAGAGCAACUGUUGGAGAACAGGAAUCCCCAAAUCUUCCUUCAAAGCGUCGUUGCGCUCACUUUGACUGAUAUUAUUACAGGGACUUCGUGGAAACUAGCAGCUACGGGAGUUAAAGUGGAAGAUCCUUACCACUGUCUUUGCUCGCCUUUUCGCGAUUCACAUUUUGCCGAAUUUGCCUUGCUGCGCUUUUAUUCCUCGUAGUGAGACAAUCUAUCGUCUGGAUACGCGCUGCGUUUGCCAGAGAACACCACUAAAUAUAUUUUUUUCACUACGAUUGUUGGAUGCACCGAUGAGAGAUCCAGUUUUUACAGGGACUGCGAUGGCUUACCACCCUUUCCACGCUCACCGGCCGACCGACUUUCCCAUGUCAGCUUUUCUCGCGGCCGCGCAGCCCUCCUUCUUCCCGGCGCUGACACUCACAAAGCCGAUCCCGGACCAUACCCUCGCCGGAGCCGCGGAGGCUGGGCUCCAUCCGGCUCUGAGUCACCAUCAUCAGGCAGCUCAUCUUCGCAGCCUUAAGAGCCUGGAGCCAGAGGAAGAGGUUGAAGACGAUCCAAAAGUCACACUGGAAGCGAAGGAUCUAUGGGACCAGUUCCACAAAUUUGGAACAGAAAUGGUUAUUACGAAAUCUGGCAGGAGAAUGUUUCCACCUUUUAAAGUCCGCAUCAAUGGACUCGAUAAAAAAGCCAAGUAUAUUCUAUUAAUGGAUAUUGUGGCUGCCGACGACUGCCGCUACAAGUUCCACAACUCUCGCUGGAUGGUCGCGGGGAAGGCCGACCCGGAGAUGCCAAAGCGAAUGUAUAUACAUCCGGAUAGCCCAGCUACUGGGGAACAAUGGAUGGCUAAGCCAGUUGCUUUUCAUAAACUGAAGCUAACCAAUAACAUUUCGGACAAACACGGAUUUACCAUUCUGAAUUCAAUGCAUAAAUACCAGCCCAGGUUCCAUAUUGUGAGAGCCAACGAUAUUCUGAAGCUUCCGUACAGCACUUUCAGGACAUAUGUUUUUCCUGAGACCGAUUUUAUUGCUGUCACAGCUUAUCAAAACGACAAGAUAACACAGCUGAAGAUUGACCAUAACCCCUUUGCCAAAGGCUUCAGAGACACAGGGAAUGGAAGAAGGGAAAAAAGGAAACAACUGACCCUUCCAUCAUUACGCAUGUAUGAGGAUCAAUGUAAAGUGGACCGUGAUGGCGCGGACUCUGAUGCUUCCUCAAGCGAACCUACAACCGGCAGAGAUGCUGGUCAUUCACCUGGACCGGUUUCCAGCCCACUUAGAUUUAACCGGAGCAGCAGAGACGAGAAAACAUGCACUGACAGUGAGCACGAAUUGGACCAACAAGACGAGCUGUGUGGUGGCUCCAACAGUCCUGGGCCAGAGCCUCCAUCUCCAUUCAGGUCGAAAUGUGAGGACCGGGACCGGGACCGGGACCGGGACCGGGACCGGGAGAGGGAGAGGGAGAGGGAGAGGGAGAGGCCUGUUUUGGAGAAGAAAGACGAUUAUCCGGACUCCGGAAAAUCAAGCGAUUCCAUAUUUAGCAUAAGAAACUUGGAGAAAGACAAACUAGAGAACAGGCAGAGGAAAGACACAGACUUGUCAAAGAAGGACACGGAAAACUGUGGUCUUAGCGGCAGUAAAGACAGCUUCUCUCCUCUAAUGGUACAGACAGAGAGUCCUUCACAUUUUGGGGCAGGGCACCUUCAGAGUUUGGCGUUUUCCGGCCUACACAGUCAACAGUUCUUUAACCCACUAAACACCGGACAACCUCUAUUAUUCCACCCCGGACAAUUUGCAAUGGCACCUGGAGCGUUUUCAGCCAUGAGCAUGGGACAUCUAUUGGCUUCAGUAUCAGGAGCUAGUGGCCUGGAGAAUGUAAGCCUGUCGGCCCAGGGAACUGGGAGCACCCCGAGUCCUUUCCCCUUUCAUCUGUCUCAACACAUGCUUGCCUCUCAGGGCAUUCCGAUGCCAACCUUCGGUGGACUUUUUCCGUACCCCUACACCUACAUGGCCGCGGCAGCUGCAGCGGCCUCCGCCCUUCCCGCGAACAGCAACACGGCCUCCUCGCUCUCAAGAAACCCGUUCUUGAGCAGCUCCACUCGCCCUCGACUGCGAUUCAACCCUUACCAGCUCCCCGUGUCGAUCCCUCAAAGCACAAACCUGCUCACCACCGGAUUGCCAAGCGGCCUAAACCCCUCAUCCGAAUCGUCUAAAUGCGGUAGCAGGGAAUCGAGUCCUGUGCCUGAUCACAAAUCGGGGGCGAGUAAGAGAAACGGCUCACCUAAAACAACAAUGAAGGAAUCCAUCAAUGAACUUCAGAACAUUCAGAGACUAGUGAGCGGCCUAGAGAGUCAGCGGGAGACUUCCUCACCUAGGGAUUCGCCCAAGUGAUCAAGCAUCUCCAAACCUAUCCAGGGCAUGACUUGAAUUGCCAGAGGAUUUUAUUAAGUGGUUCUCUGAGAGAAAUUUCAUUACGUACUGUUUUUGCGCAUGGAUGACUUGAGUGGAAAAAAGCAAACAGCAGUCAACAAGUAACAAUUAAUAAAAGAAAACGUUGGACUCGGUGCUCUUGAUGGGAAAGAUCUGCGUAGGAAGCGCUGCGAAGACAAUCUAUGGUGUAGCCUAAUUGACUCUUUAUAGAACAUGCUGACAAGACCACACCACAGCAAUCUAUUUAAAAAAAAAGAAAAGAAAGAAAAAAAGGAAUUUACAAAUAAAAUACUUUUUUUGCGUAACGUCAGUAGGACCACUGCUGGUUGCAAUAGCGAAAUGGUGAUUCACAUAAAACCUGUAGACUGAAAACAUCCAAGCUACAUCCAAAAAGGAAAAUAAAAAUAAAAAG